Penicillium taxi is the source of this 729-nucleotide messenger RNA. RefSeq lists its product as uncharacterized. NCBI's taxonomy places the organism in Eukaryota, Fungi, Ascomycota, Eurotiomycetes, Eurotiales, Aspergillaceae. The coding region runs from base 1 to 729 and encodes 242 amino acids. The transcript has a single exon. The record is from RefSeq and is a predicted model, not a curated record.
AUGCCAACCCCGUUUGAUACCCUGGCUUUCAACUUCGCUAAUGCAAGUUGCGCCACUUUUUUCGAUAAUUUCCUCGCCAACGACACCAUUGCAGAUUGUCAUGCUGUGUCUUUACUUCUUCAGCACUCCAAUUCCUUCUUUCAUAUCUUGAGCUCUUCCGCUGAGACCUCGCGCGUACUUGACACUACAUGCUCGGAAGAGGUCUCCGAAUGCUCUGCCAUCAUGACUUCCCUGGCACAGGAGAUGCUCAGCGACGAUAAUUGCGGCGCGGAUUUUAAUUCGGGCAACGCGUACGUCAAAGCCACUUACCAGGAUCUUAUGGCCUAUGAGCCUGUGUAUCAUGCCACUUGCCUGGUCAAUCCCACCACCAGCAACUAUUGCUUCGCCGAUGCCGCGAGCAACACUACAGCACCGGGUGAUUAUGCAGUCUAUCUCAUACCGCUCGGCACGACGUUCACCUCGACCACCCUGACUUGCAAUGAAUGUCUACAAGCCACUAUGGAUAUAUAUGCCACUUAUGCAAGGGAAAAUAAUCAGGCUCUUGAUAGUGACUAUAUCGAUUCUGCUAAAAGGGUCAAUGAGUUCUGUGGUGCCAAAUUUGCCAACACCAGUGUUACGCUCGGCUCUGAAUCUGUUACGGCGGGUGGGUUGAUGUCUUUGCCUAGCACUCGACUUGUCGUUACUUUUAUGAGCUUGACCUUGGGCUUGCUGUUGACGGGUAUAUUCUAG